Messenger RNA from Planococcus citri (citrus mealybug), 1990 nucleotides. RefSeq lists its product as uncharacterized. The transcript is spliced from 3 exons. Bases 248 to 1867 code for a protein of 539 amino acids. Lineage: Eukaryota; Metazoa; Arthropoda; Insecta; Hemiptera; Pseudococcidae. The record is from RefSeq and is a predicted model, not a curated record.
AACGAAAGGAGAAGAACAAGAAUGCUGAAUGGAGUGUUGCGCAUGACGUGGUACGCACAAUUGUUGCAGAGUUCUUCUUGUUGAUCAGUUGAUCUUAUCAGCAUUCAAUCAUCGUUAUCGUUAUGAUUAGUUAGUGGUGAGGUGAUCGUUUCCAGUUUAUGUAUUUUACUUUUAUUCUUUUAUUUUGUUGAAAUUUAUACAGUGGUUAUUGUAAAAUACAUCUACGAAGUACAAAAUCAAGAUAGCCAUGAGCGAUAACGACGAAAUUGUAGAAGAGAUAGACGAAGAGGAUGAGGAAUCUGAAAGUGAUAGCAGUGAUGAAACCGACGAAGACGAAAAAUCUCAAAACAAUGACGAAUUGCACAACGAAGAAGACGAUUAUUACCGUUGGAAAUACGGUGACUACGAUAACGAGUGCAAACGAUGUAAAACUGAAGACUCUUAUAAAUUCGUCACUAUAAAUUCGGCAAUUCUAACCGACGUUCCCAAAUUAAUGGACAUGGCUUCUGUUACGGUCGCGGCCAGUCUAUGGAAUCACAUCAAUGUACCUAAAGCUGUAUCCAGUGUAAGUAAAAGAUGUACGUCAAGCAGCACCCAAUGGAGCACUUUGCGCGGAAACGUAAUCGCAUUAAUCGAACGGUUACAAGUUUCUAAACCAAUCGUCAAACAGAUCAAACGAUAUAUACGCAAAAUGGCCAACGAAAUAACCGCUUGGGUAUCGUAUCAUUAUAGAACAGUGUUUUUGAAAAAUGGACUCGAUAAAUUCGUCUACAGUCUCGUGUAUCAUAUUGUUUGGUACCCUGACGGUGCUAUCGAUUGCGUUCAAACUGCGAGAAGUAUGAUGACGUCGGUGAGAUUGAGCGAUGUUGAAAAGUUCAGAUUUUUAUGCGUUUAUUGUUUGUACGAUGACAUGGAUGAAAUGUCGCCGCUGAUAUAUUUGGAUAAUGCUCUCGAUUACUUAAACUGUAACGAAGAUCCUUUGAUUUUUUAUUGGUAUUGUUAUUUUAGAAAUGAAUUGGACCAGAUUCCGGGAUCUAUUAAUGAAUACAUGUUACAUCAUGAUAAAGUCGAUAAUUGGCCAGCCAAAGAGUAUUUUUUCGAUCGACUGGAUUACGACGAGCAAGUCCGAGAGGCGAUUUGGCUAAUUGACAAACAUGGCGCUGUUUACCAAAAAGUAGUAUUGUUGAAAUUGGAUGAAACGCAGCGUCUGCGUGUUUACAUGAAACGAGCUAUUCAAGUAAUCGUGAAUUACGCUGGUUCUGAUAUCAAUUCGAGAUUUAUUCCUCAGACGUGGUUGGAAGCUCGGCAUUUGAUGAGCAAAGAUCAGUUUUUGAUUGUAUUUCGAAUACUGUUGAACUCAUACGUACAAGAUGUCCUUCUGAAGGAGAUUUGGGCCAGCGCCAACGACGAUUUCAAACAACACGUAGUGUGUGCUAAUGUUCAUGAAAUUGUCAAGAUAGUAUUAACAAAAUGGAAGUGGCGCGACAAUUGCGAUUUCGUAUUCGUUUUGUUACAAGAUUCCAAUGCAAUGAUAAAACAAUCGGUCACAGUGCAAGAAUUUUUCAUCGACUACUGCGAGAAAUUAAUAAAGAAUAGUAAUUUUCAAGAACUUGAUCGAUUGCUGGUAUUUUGUUUGCCUGAUGCGGGCGAUUUGGCAGAAUUUAAAAGGGACUUUGUGUAUAAUACGAAAUCUGAGUUUUUCAACGCUCAUUGCGAAAAAUUAUUGACAAAUAGUAAAUUUCAAGAGUUCGAUCAGUUGCUGGAAUUUUGUUUUUCCGACGCCGAGGUUUUGCUGAACUUUAAAACGAACUUCAUCAAUAAUUCUACUGCCAUUUCUAAACUGAACUCGUUAUCUCAUCUCGACUGAGGAUAGAUGCAUGUUGAAGAAGCGAUAAAUCGGCGAUAUUACGAAGUUGAUGCAGGCGGUAUUGCGUAAGAACAAUGGUAAAUCAUGUUUGCAAACAGUUUUGAUUUGGUUUUUUCGAAAUAA